AUGUGUUUGUUGUCAGACUCACAGAACUAUUACCACAGACGGAAUGAGAUCACAACCACAGACAACCUGGACUUCAAACAUCACAACUACAAAGAGAUGAGGCAUCUGAUGAAGGUGGUUAAUGAGAUGUGCCCCAACAUCACAAGGAUCUAUAACAUCGGCAAGAGCCACAGCGGACAGAAACUCUACGCCAUCGAGAUCUCAGACAACCCCGGAGAGCAUGAACCAGGUGAACCAGAGUUCCGCUACACGGCCGGUUCCCAUGGUAACGAGGUGCUGGGCCGGGAGCUGCUCCUGCUGCUGAUGCAGUUCAUGUGUCAGGAGUACCUGUCGGGUAGCCCACGGAUACGUCACCUGGUGCACGAGACCAGGAUACACCUGCUCCCUUCCGUCAACCCCGACGGUUACGACAAAGCCCUUGAAGUGGGUUCAGAGCUGAGUGGCUGGUCCCUGGGUCGGUGGAGUGAGGACGGAGUAGACAUCCACCAUAACUUCCCUGACCUCAACUCCAUCCUGUGGGAGGCUGAAACAAAGAAAUGGAUCCCCAGGAAGAUGCUCAACCACCAUGUGCCCAUUCCCGAAUGGUAUCAGUCCGAGAACUCCACGGUAGCAGCAGAGACGCGUGCGCUGGUCUCCUGGAUGGAGAAGAUCCCGUUCGUCCUGGGUGGUAACCUCCAGGGAGGGGAGUUGGUGGUGACCUUCCCCUACGACAGGACCCGUUCCCAGGGUGUAUCCAGGGAGCAGACCCCCACCCCAGACGACCACGUCUUCCGCUGGCUCGCCUUCUCCUACGCAUCCACCCACCGCCUGAUGACCGACGCCAGACGACGAGUCUGCCACACCGAGGACUUUGCCAAGGAAGAUGGCACCAUCAACGGGGCGUCCUGGCACACCGCGGCAGGGAGUAUGAACGACUUCAGCUACUUGCACACCAACUGCUUUGAGCUGUCGAUGUACGUGGGAUGUGACAAGUUCCCCCAUGAGAGUGAGCUGGCGGAGGAGUGGGAAAACAACCGGGAGUCUCUGCUCGUCUUCAUGGAGCAGGUGCAUCGUGGGAUCAAAGGCAUUGUCUGGGACAUGCAGGGGCGGGGCAUAGCCAACGCCACCAUCCAAGUGGAAGGGAUCGGCCAUGACAUCAGAACAGCGGCGGACGGGGACUACUGGAGGCUGUUGAACCCAGGAGAGUACAGCAUCACGGCGAGGGCCGAGGGCUACAGCGCCAGCAGUAAGGUGUGUGAGGUGGGCUACGACAUCGGAGCGACCCGCUGUGACUUCACCGUCAGCCGCACCAACCUGUCACGCAUCAAGGAGAUCAUGGAGAGAUACAACAAGCAGCCCAUCAGACAGCCUCUCAGGCCGCCCGUCAGGCAGCUGCAAGCGCGCAGGCCCGGCCCCCGACACAGACGUGUGAGGACAUCAUAGGGGGCCCCCACCAGGGAGCGUUAGGUAGAACGAGUAGCCUGGUCCCGCACCUGAAUGCGCUGUCUUGCCAACACCUGUGGUCAUUGUUCUGCCAAUCUGCCAAUGACCAGAGGGCUUUACAGCACAAACUGAUCUGGGACAAGGCUCGGUGUGAAGAGAGCAAUGAGAGACAGACUCUACCAUCUCUCUCUCUAGUUCCGAUCCAACAUCUUCUUUGAUCUCCUUUCUCUGUUUUGGAACUCUGUUUCAUCCAGAGUGUUGGUGGAAGUGCAGAUGGGAGAUGGAUGGUAAAAAGAUGAGAUAUUUGAGUGAUUGUGUUUUUCUGUAUUUAAAAACAAGGUGCUGUUCUUUCAACCAUGAAUUAAGCUCUCUGGUGCUGGUCUUACUGUAAAAUAAGUGUCUUUUUUUGGGGGGGCGGCCAUCUUAAAAAAGUUGCAAUGACUUCUCUACCAAAGAGUUAUUACAGUAUACAUGGUUAACCCGAAAUGUCAAUUUUUUUUACUUUGUGCCAUUAUUUGGUAAUGAAAGUGUCAGUCUAUAUUUCAAAUGAUGAAUUUUGACCAUGGAUAUUAACAUGUGUCUCUCUACUAACUCAUGCAGUACCAGUACAGUACCAGUACAGUACCAGUACCAGUACCAGUAUAGUACCAGUACAGUACCAGUACCAGUACAGUACCAGUAUAGUACCAGUACCAGUACCAGUACAGUACCAGUACCAGUACCAGUACAGUACAGUACAGUACAGUACCAGUACAAGUACCAGUACCAGUACAGUACCAGUACAGUACAGUACCAGUAUAGUACCAGUACCACUACCACUACCAGUACAAAGCAGUAAUAACUAUCUUACCGAAAUGUUUACAAGCUUCAUCCUUGCAAGUAAUAUCUUCUGAAAUUGUUCUUUGGAAUAAAUAAAUAAAAUGAUGCAUAUA
Messenger RNA from Oncorhynchus nerka (sockeye salmon), 2354 nucleotides. Its product is annotated as inactive carboxypeptidase-like protein X2. Gene Ontology annotation, biological process: protein processing; peptide metabolic process. The transcript has 8 exons. The record is from RefSeq and is a predicted model, not a curated record. Gene Ontology annotation, molecular function: zinc ion binding; metallocarboxypeptidase activity. Lineage: Eukaryota; Metazoa; Chordata; Actinopteri; Salmoniformes; Salmonidae. Bases 1 to 1422 code for a protein of 473 amino acids.